Molecule: messenger RNA, 1420 nt
Organism: Chlamydomonas reinhardtii
Lineage: Eukaryota; Viridiplantae; Chlorophyta; Chlorophyceae; Chlamydomonadales; Chlamydomonadaceae
Exons: 10
Coding region: 91-951 (286 amino acids)
Biological process (GO): double-strand break repair
Cellular component (GO): BRCA1-A complex; BRISC complex
Molecular function (GO): metallopeptidase activity; cysteine-type deubiquitinase activity; polyubiquitin modification-dependent protein binding
Source: RefSeq, a predicted model, not a curated record
CCUGUCAGCCUGCUGUUUGCGACCGCCUUCACCCUGCCAUUGCCCCCACUAUGCUACUGUUCCUGGAUACGCCUUCAAUUCUUAAAUCUCAUGAACGUUACCCAGGUGUUGCUGGCGGUGUUAGCUCACGCUCACUCCACCGAGUCGGAGGAGGUCAUGGGGCUGCUGCUGGGCGACGUCACGGACCCGGUGAGGGGCGGCGGCGCGGUGUGCCGCAUCUCAUUGGCGUUCCCACAGAUCCGGACUGACCGCCGGAAGGACCGCGUGGAGACCAGCCCCGAGCAAAUGGCCCGCUGCAGCGCGCACGCGGAGCGGCUCAGCCGGGAGACGGGGUCGCGGGUGCGGGUGGUGGGCUGGUACCACUCCCACCCGCACAUCACUGUGCUGCCCAGUCACGUGGACGUGCGCACGCAGGCCAUGUACCAACUGCUGGAUCCAGGCUUUGUGGGUUUGAUCGUGUCGGCAUUUAACAGAGACGCCGCAACAGAGGCCGCCACGGUGCAGCUGACGGCGUUCCAGGCGCUGCCGGAUGUGGACCCCCAGGCCGCGGGCGGCCUAAUCCGCAAGGAGGUGCGUCUGGCCGUGACGCCCGCCGCCACGCCGCUGGAGCGCUCCUUCAGCGACGUGCUGGUGGUGCAGCGCAUGCUGCUCAUGGAGGAGAACGAGGUGUACAAGAAGGCGCUGGCCUCCGCACUGGCUGCGUCCAGCAGGUCCAGUGCGGUGGGCAGCGGCGCUUUCCCCACCCCAGAGCUGGUGGAGGUGCACCACGCUGGAGUGUACCAGGCCCACAUGGCCCGCCUGGUCCAGACGGCGCUGCACCCCUCGCUGGCGGCCCUGGAGGCGCUGGUGGCGCAGCAGCGGCAGCAGGAGGCGCAGCUGACAGCAGAGGUGGCAGCGCUGGAGAGGGAGGUGGCGGCGCAGGUGGCGGCGGCCGCAAGCGGCAGGCACUGAGGCGCACGUGCGUGUGCGGUUGGCUUGUGCCGCCCAAGGAUUUAGGCGGAUAGAAACAGGGGGCACGGUGUAUGGUGCAUGGCGGAAAGAGUCUGUGCGUGGUGUGUUGUUGUGUGAUGGUUGUUACUUGCGCGUGCGGCCUGCAGUAAGACUGGGGUAGUGCUGCGUUAUUUAUGUCACCACGUCGUGUAAGAAGGGUUGUUCAGCUGAAGACGUGUUUGCGCUGCAACUGAAAGCAAGCAGGAGAUCUUCCGAGUUGUCAGUGGCGUACGGUAUGCUGUGGUGCUGCUGUAGGAGACUAGGUACGCGCCGGGUGGCGGCCGUACAUGGGGCAUUUGGGCACUGGUGACUCGUGACCAGUCUGCUGAUCAUCGCAUUGUUACAAGCACAUUGUUCCCCAAACCCUGAGUUCACUUUGACAGCUGCACAGUAUCAGCUGUCAGCUGUUGAGCUGUAAAUGUAACAUUAU